Messenger RNA from Hypoxylon fragiforme, 1536 nucleotides. RefSeq names its product Ctr copper transporter. Gene Ontology annotation, biological process: copper ion transmembrane transport; intracellular copper ion homeostasis. The record is from RefSeq and is a predicted model, not a curated record. Lineage: Eukaryota; Fungi; Ascomycota; Sordariomycetes; Xylariales; Hypoxylaceae. The coding region runs from base 594 to 1163 and encodes 189 amino acids. Gene Ontology annotation, cellular component: plasma membrane. The transcript has 2 exons. Gene Ontology annotation, molecular function: copper ion transmembrane transporter activity.
GGUAUAAUACUAACUAACUAACCUUAGGCAAUUGCGAACUUGUCCCCUCCCCUUUUAGGGCCGUAAAGGCAGGUACUCAUGUAACCCGUGUUAAUCAUGUACCACGUAACCAGACUGGUCACUUCAAACAUUUCAUAAAGAAAAGAAACUUGAACCCACCCAUCAACUUUUCUACACUCUUAACUUUCUUUCUUUCAAUCUUCCCUUCACUUACGACUUGACGUUGACAUAAAACUUUUUUUGUUUGUUCUCACGUCCUAUUGUUCUUCCAAGAGGGGUGGCCAUUCCACUCCAACCCAUCAUUCGUGUGCAAAUCUCAGGCUCUCCCUUGCUACCUACUUUGAUCCCUUCCCUUCCUCUAAAGGUUUCACUUCUACAUCCCACGAUUCACUGUUUUAUGAUCCUGCAUAUCUGUUAGUCAGCUGGAAUUCUGAACAUCAACAACAAUAUUCUCUCAUAUUUCGUCAACUUUUCAAGCUACUUAGUUGAUAAGCCCGUCACAUUAGAACAACUGCGCUACCUACUACCUUAUACCACUCACUUCACUUUACUCAUCCAUCACAUCUUCGGCAUCUAACAAAGCUGUUACAACCAUGUUGGAACCACGCCACGGCCACGAGCACAUGGCAGGUAUGAGUAUGGAUGGCAUGGAUAUGUCUUCGGAUAUGCAUACAGUCUUCCAGAACAGCAAAUCCACCCCACUCUAUUCCGAUUCUUGGACACCAAACUCCACAGGCGCCUACGCUGGUACUAUUAUAUUCUUACUCGUCCUCGGUAUCAUCUUUCGACUUCUCCUUGCAGGCAAGGCACUCGCAGAGGAGCGCUGGCUCGAUAUCGAGAUGAAGCGCAGAUAUGUCGUGGUACAGGGCAAGCUUCCUAUCGCAGAACAAGUGUCGACCGACAGCCUCAGCAAGAAGAUGACUCUUACAGAGAAUGGUAUCGAAGAAGACGUCGUCGUGGUCCAGAAAAAGAAAACCCAUCUACGUCCAUGGAGAAUGUCGGUUGACCCCUUACGCGCAGUGCUGGAUACCUGCAUUGCCGGUAUUGGCUAUCUUCUGAUGUUGGCGGUUAUGACGAUGAAUAUCGGCUACUUUAUCGCAGUCCUCGGCGGUACUUUCCUAGGCAGCCUGCUUGUCGGCCGCUUCUACAGCGCGGAGCACUGAGAGGAAUAAUGGCUGGAGAGGAUGGGAUUGCCGACUCACAUGUCGCCAAGACGACAUACAUUAAAUUUUCAAUCUAUAAUACAACGGUAAAAGUACUGUCUUGGUCGUUUUAGAGCAGUGGAUAUGGUAUCCAUUCGGUUCUAGGCUGUUGAUAUCAGCCUGUAAAGGCCAAGGGGGGAGGGGUUAUGCUGUUAUUGUCAUUACGAUUUGAGCCCGGCGUUACGGACAAGGAAACAACCAAUCAUGCAAUUGUACUUGGAACGAGUUGAUGCUCUUCAAGAAUCGCAUCCUGUUUACGGAGAAAUUAAAGGUCAUUAUGAUGUCAGAUUGCUUGAUCUCUACUUUUGAAAAUUUAUCUGCUUAUAAUCGUGAA